AACUACAUUUCCCACAACACACCGCUUUGUAUUGAAACGCAGAAAUGGCGGCUUCCACGUCCAAUGUGGAGGAUAUUAAACUACGAUUAGAAGAGCAUUUAGCAAACUUGGGAUUUGAAAUACAUCCUCUGAAGGUCGGCUGGUACAACGCGGUGCUGCCUCCCUCCCUGCGCCUCGGUCACCGGGACGACCGCCUGGCCGUGCUGGUGCUCAGCACUCCGGCCAUGUUUGAAGAAGCCUUCCUGCCCUUCGUGGAGGACGCGGACUGCCAGUCUCUGUCCGACCCGGUGGACCAGUGUGUCCGACACUGCGUCUCCUCUGCUGUGGCCCGGUGUUUCGCAGGGACCGAGGUGGAGGUGAGCUACGACUACGAGCUGCUGCCCAGCAGGAAGCCCAGGUUUCUGGCUCAGACUGCAGCCCACGUGUGCGGAGCAGCUUUCUACUACCAGCAGGCGGACGUCAGGGAGCAGCCCUGGGGCCACAAAAAGAUGUUUGGAGUGUGUGUGCACCCAAGGUUCGGGGGCUGGUUUGCAAUCAGAGCGCUGUUGGUGUUUGGGGGGGUGACGGUGGACUCUGAGAUGCUACAGCCAGAUCCUCCAGACUGUGUGCCCUCCAGAGAGGGAAGGAUCCAGCUCCUGGAGGCCUUUAACCUCCACUGGCAGGACUGGAGCUACAGAGACGUCGUGCCUCCGGUUCAGGUCUACUCUCAGAGACAGAAGGACUACUUCUCCACCCGUCCUGCUCAGCGCGUGGCUCUGCUCAGGACCUGGGGCUUCCUGUCCAGAGGAAGCCAAGCAGCUGCUUCCUGCACAGAGGGCGUCUGCUGAGCUUCAGAGGAACAUUUAAGAGAACCUCUUCAGGGACUUUCAUAUGAACAUGAGCUGCUUGUGAUGUGGUUCAUGUUCUGAUAUUAUAUAUUUAGAUAAUGCACUUUGUGUCUGAGUAUCAACAGGACAACCCACAUCAUCUCCAGACGGACUUCACUUUAUUUUAAAGUGAAGCCAUUAAAAAAACAAUAAAUACAAAAUAAAUGUAUCCAGUGGUUUGAUUUCGAAACACAUAAAAAAGUCAUUUAGUUGUUUAUUUCACUGCUUUGUUUAUACACUUCUGUAGAUUUCUCUGAAAAUUCCACCAAAUGUAAAGUUAGGUUAGACUUCAUUGACAUAUAUCAUAUAACAGUACAUUUCAGAAAACCUAUGAUAUAAAACAUAGUAGUCUUCACAUAAAAGGAUAAGAUAUUGAAGUCCUGGAGAGACAGAAGUAGAAGCAGUGUGCUGAGCAGGCUGCUCAGAGGUGAUGUCAAACUGCAUGACCAGUUCUUUUAUCAAUUCUCAAUCUUCCCACAGCCUCUAAAGGUGAAGUUAUUGAGCCACUUCUGUUCGUGUUAAGUUCAUCCUCCUCCUCCUGCAGCUGUCUGGGUGAGCGGCUCUGCAGCAGCAGCUGUAUUCUCAUGUUCCUCCUCUAGAGGAGGCUGUUCUCCAGAUGAAGCAUUGAGGUGUUUCUGUUCUUUCUGAAUCUUCUGCAGAUUAUUCGAACAACACUUUUCAGAUAAUACAUAUAAAUGAAAGACAUUUUACAAUACAAGGCUCCCUCCCUCUCUGCAUCUCCUCCCCUCACCCGUUGCCCUCAUGCUCCUCCGGCUUUCUGCGUAGUUCUCUGCUGCUGCAGAGAGGAGGGUUAAUCACACUCCCUCACAUACUUCAUCUUUCCUGUCUCCCCUCCUCCCUGGGCCUUUUUCAUCCUCUCUUUCCUUCCUCUUUAUGUAUCUGAUGCUGGCCGUACACACGGCUUACUACUCGCAAUUAUUCACAAUAUUUACAGCAUUUGUCGUAGGAAUGUAUUGUGCAUCUUUUACGUUGUUCAUUCUGUCCACGUGACAUCAAUGUAGUCUGUCCAUCAGGAGACGGAUCCUCCUCUGACGUUCUCACUGAGGUUUCUUCCCUUUAAUCCCCAUCCAAGCUUUUUUGGGGGAGGUUUCCUGUGCUGAUGUGAGGGCUUUACGGCAGAUGAUGCUGCAUGUGUACUGGUGGACUACUUGAGUCCCCCAGACUCCUGAUCCCUGAGAGGAGAUGAUUGAGGAAGGAUUGCUCGGGUUGGGUUCUUAAUGUCGGCCAUAUUAUCUGAUUGUUGUGUUACAGAAUGAGCUUCACUGAAUUAUUUUGUGUUGGAUAGUACAUGAAUAAAUAAUCCUGGAAUCUGG
Molecule: messenger RNA, 2200 nt
Organism: Gasterosteus aculeatus aculeatus (three-spined stickleback)
Lineage: Eukaryota; Metazoa; Chordata; Actinopteri; Perciformes; Gasterosteidae
Gene: mmachc
Product: metabolism of cobalamin associated C
Biological process (GO): cobalamin metabolic process
Cellular component (GO): cytoplasm
Molecular function (GO): FAD binding; demethylase activity; cyanocobalamin reductase (cyanide-eliminating) (NADP+) activity
Source: RefSeq, a predicted model, not a curated record